AUGUCAUUACACAAAGAUACAACGCUUACAAAAAUAUUUGUUGGUGGACUUCCAUAUCAUACAACUGAUGAAACUUUGAAAAAAUUUUUUGAACGUUUUGGCGAAAUCGAAGAAGCAGUGGUUAUUACUGAUCGACAAACGGGAAAAAGCCGUGGAUAUGGAUUUGUCACAAUGGUUACAAAAGAAGCAGCUGGCGAAGCAACGAAAGAUCCUAAUCCGGUUAUUGAUGGUCGAAAAGCCAAUGUCAAUUUAGCUUAUUUGGGUGCAAAACCAAGGAUUAUACCAUCUCCUGCAGGAUUGAUACCUUUACAUUUAGCUGGUGCGUAUUCGGCUGCCUUACCGGCUACCUAUGGCAUACAACCGAUCUAUUAUCAACAGACACCAACCUUAGUGUCUGCUACACAAAGUCUCGUACUUCCAAAUCAAACAACUACAUUAACUCAAGCUGGUCAAACACAACAAGCAACAGGCCCUACACCGUACUAUGAAUUAACAUAUGCCACACCGUUAACAUCGUCGUUAACAAGUGAUGCAAAUGGAACAUAUUGUUCUUAUACAUCUCCAUUGCAAGGGCAAACUCUCCCAUCUGGUUAUACAUACGCACAAAUACCAACUGUACAAACAGGAAACCUGACAGAAAUUCAACAGCAACAACAACGUGAUAACGAAAAAAUAAUACCAUUUUUAUCUAGACAUAAUUUUACACAAAUACAAAAUGUACCAGAUAGUUUAUCACAACGAUUAUUUAUUCAAUCAAAUGGACAUGUAAAUGUUCGUUAA
Messenger RNA from Didymodactylos carnosus, 780 nucleotides. NCBI's taxonomy places the organism in Eukaryota, Metazoa, Rotifera, Eurotatoria, Philodinida, Philodinidae. The record is from the annotation of a GenBank genome assembly.